Molecule: messenger RNA, 2900 nt
Organism: Vitrella brassicaformis
Lineage: Eukaryota; Vitrellaceae
Source: the annotation of a GenBank genome assembly
GUCGAUUCCUUACAUCCACACGACACCAGAACAGCCUCAAGUCCUUCUCGUUCUCGGCGUGCGUCCUGUGCGUGGCCGGCCGGCUUGUGCGGCGCGGUGCGGUACGUGUUGCUACUUCGAACAUUGGUCAAAAUGCGGGCGGGAAGGGGCCUUUAUGUGUAUAUACACAGAGAGACCGAUGCACGCCACGCCACGCCAGGCCACGCCACGGUCCGCUCACGCACCCACGCACGUAUCAAGUCAACCAGCAUAUGGCCAAAAGCCUGCCUAGAGCUAGGGGAGGGAGGUAAGGAGGCAGGGCCACCGAGCUCACUGUGCAGACACACACUCACACACACACACACACUCUGCCACUGCACCACCACCACCCUAUGUGUGCAAGUAGGCAGGAAAAUGUACAGGCCCACAAGGAGGGGGUCCUUGCUCGUCCACACGAAAAUGUAUGGAUGCAGCACAUGGAAAGAAACAAAACCAGAGACACGCAAACAGCGCACGAAGGCCUGCAAAGUGGGUUAGACAGAGCCGUGCCGUCACAGAGUCAUGGGCCGGCCGAGGGCGGAGGGAUCGGCGGGGGGAUGAUGAGCGGCACCUGGUGGUACCCUGCCGCAGCCUGCUCCAUCCCCCCUCCUUGCCCCAUCGGGCCAUCCAUCGCGGCAGGAUGGAACUGCCCGACCAUGCUGCCUGACUCAUGGUGAUACACGCCCCGACUCGAGUAGGGCUCCUGCGCGUGACCGUUGAUCGGGCCGGGGGACCACUCCUGCAUCGGAUGCACCUCAGAUGAGGUCCGAGAGGCAGGAGGGCUGGGGUGCAGCGGCUGCCUGUAUGGGCCACUGCCCCCAUCGUCGACAGGCCGGUACCGGGCCGCAUACCCGCCCCCCCUCGGCCCACCUCUUCCCCCCCUACUGCGGAAGCAGGGCGGCCGGGAAAAUCCGUCCUUGUGAUGGUGGUAGGGCGUAUACGAUGGCACGAACGGCAUGGACACGCCGUCGACGCCGCCGGGCGACACAGCGUGCAGAGGCAGGUCUCCCUGCCAUGGACACGGAGGGGCGGCGCCGAGCAGGGAGGGCCUGCCAUUGGCCAUAGGGUGAGGGGGGCUGUGUGGCGGGGGAGGGAGGCACGGACGAGCGUAGGGGCCCAUGAUGGCGGGGUCGUGGAAGUGAGACUCGUCGUGGCAAAACCUACAGCUGAACUCAUACCUAACACACAGACAGACAGACAGACAGACAGACAAGUGGAGGGAUGUCUGAGUGAGUAUGCCACCCAUGUCUGUGUUACUGUGGCCCUUGUUUGUGUCUCUGUCUCUGACCUGCAAGUGGUGUGGGGGUUGAAGAAGAAGUUGCAGGGGCGGCAGCGGCCCUCCUCGUGGAGCAUCACGACGUCUAUCGACUGACACGGCCGCUGCAGCAGCUCACCCCCAACCUUCGAACCCGGCACUUCACACAAUAGCACGCACACACGGAAGCGUGCACUCCACUCCCUCGUCAUAAAACCAUGCAGAUAUCGCCAUCGCCAUCUAUCGCUUACCUCCGUUACGCAUGUAGCUCCUCUCCAUUUGUCCGCGUGGCGAGCCGCCGGGCGCCCGCUGCGGCAGCUCCAGCACCCCAUCUGCCUCCCGCCCCGCCAUGUCUGCCUCGCCCGACUGUGAGUGUGGGGGCAGUGAGGGGUCGCUGCUCGCUGGCCCCUCGUCACCCACCACCUCCUGCGGCCAGGGCGUCUCAGGCGACCCACCCAUCCCCUCGAGCUCUCGCGUCCCGAGCCUGCAGGCACAACCAGCAGCAGCAAGGGGAAGAACGUACCCGAAGGCAUGUGCAAGGAUGUCGUGUGUCUCGUCGUUACGUGUGGAGAGUGGCGUAUGGCACGGGGGCGCCGGGGCCAGCGAACCGCGAACAGUCGAGCUCCCGCGUCGCCUGGCCUGCAAGAAGGGAAAGUGACAAUGGAUGGAAACAUGUCAUGUCUCCUCCCCCAUCCACUCCUCCCUCACGUGAGGAGAAUUCAUCGGCAGGCUCCUGCUCGCUCACGUCAAGCGAAGGCACGCUCAGCUGCAGAUCAGGACCCUGACCGACCAGACCAGGAACAGACACGAUUUCUUGCGGCGUCACUCAGAGUUCCCGCGUACCUUCGAAUAGGGCCGGCGUGUGGCGGUUUCGAGUGCAGUGACCAUCUCAGCAGACUUCUCCCUCUCUAGGCCCACGCAACACCCCACCACAGCACCGUUAACGCCACCAACAACACCAGCCUGGCCGGCCUGACAGCUGGUCGCCCGGCAGGGCGACCACAGCUCGUCAGUAGCCCCACCCCCUCCCCCUCCCUUACGCAUCGACACGGACGGCGGGGCCGAGGCGGACCGAUGCGAUGCUGCCUGCCCAUCGACGUGGAUGAAGGUGGCUCUGCACAUCGACAGAUUCCGCUCCAUCAGGGCAUCCAGCGACGCAAACGACGAUGACUCGUCCGACACAAAGCCGCGAGGGGCCGCUGACGGAGCCGCUGCGGCCUUCACCUGGGAGAAGGGAAAAUGCAUCUCGCCGUUCCUCCACUGCCGUCGGUAAGACCCUCCACGGCCGCCAUAGCGCUUGAAGGGGAAGGGGGGCCGCGAGUAGCCGCCAGAGAAGCCGUAUUGGCCGCCGCCCCCAUACCCGUCCCUCCGAGGCCGCCAAUGUGACAUCGUCAGCCAAGAAAAAUAGACUCCACCGAGAGAGCGGCUCCUGACAGUCACUGGCAGCCGGAUGAGACGAGUGCCGACGCAUGCAAUGCCAUGGUCUCCGUCGUCAUCCUCAGCUCAAUCGCAAGCGGCUUGCGUGGCAUGGCAAAACGUCGAGGAGAAAUCUCUCGAUAGUCCCAAGGCGAGAGGAGACCAAAACGGGGCUUCAGGGACUUCAGGGGCUUCGGAGAGACGACGAAAA